Messenger RNA from Drosophila nasuta, 2651 nucleotides. It is a transcript of the gene tow, whose product is annotated as target of wingless repressor. The record is from RefSeq and is a predicted model, not a curated record. The transcript has 6 exons. Bases 998 to 2605 code for a protein of 535 amino acids. NCBI's taxonomy places the organism in Eukaryota, Metazoa, Arthropoda, Insecta, Diptera, Drosophilidae.
GCCGAGUGUGUGCCCAAGUGGCGCUGCGUAUAAAUCAAACAAGUUUCUAUAAAAACGCGCAGAAGGAAAACGUCGAAAUCGGGCAAAUAAAAAAUGCCAAUGGGAAACAAAAAAUCAUAAAUAAAACAUAAAUUAUGUUUUUGGCAUCGCCAACAAAAAUAAAAUCCCAUAUUAAAAAAAAAAACUAAAAACAAAAAAACAAUACACAAAAAAAGCGCCGCGCAACAAACGAAAAUACAGAUAUAUUUUGAUUUUUUUUUUUAUAAAUAGAAAAAUCAAUUUCGCACGCAGCGCGCACUCAACACACACAAACACACAUCCAUACACUUGAACGCAUACAGGAGCAAGCAGCAAAGGCAGCCGCAGCAGCAGCAAAAAGAGAGAAGCGGCGGCGGCGGCGCUACUGGAGCUUGCUCUCAUUCUCGGUCUGGCGCUCUCUCUCACUCUCUCUCUCUCUUUUCAACGAUUGUUCGGCUGUUUGGCGCCUCGCUGCCUGCCUCAUUCGCCUGCCAGCUUGUAUGUUUGGAUGCGUGUGUGUGUGUCUAUUAUAAGCAAGAGUCUGACGCUCUGCUUUGGACAACGGCGCGGCGUUGCUUUGCGCUCUAUUUAAAUUAGUGAAAAUUGAAUAAAAAACACAAGACAAAAACGCAGGCAACGCAAAGAGACUUGUGACAAAAACGUAAAUAAAUGAAAAGAGAGGUGAACGCCAGCGAGUGAAAUAGCUAAUUGAGUUGCAGUCGUGUAAACGAGAAGGAGAUAUAUAUCUAACACAUAUAUAUGCACAGGUCGGUCAGCGGACGACGCAGAACGUGUCGAGCAACAAAUUAAUAAAAAAUUGAAAACAUACAAAAACAACUCGCAACGCUAAUAUCAAAGGCAACGUCAGUGCUGUCGCCGUCGCAGUCAACGUCGUCAACAACAGUCGCAGUCGCAGUCUCAGCAGCAGCAGCCUCAGUCGCCGCCGCCGCAGUCGCAGCAACAGCAGCACAGUCAGAAAAUGGGCUGUGGACAGAGCAAAAUACAUUUAUAUCCCAGGAAAUCGAAGAGUAAAGCAAAUGGCAAGAAAGGAGGACAUGCCGAUUCAGAUGCGGAGACGGACGAGGACGAAGGCCACAUUGAGGAUGCUGAGAAGGCACAGCAACGUGAGCGCGAGAAGCAUGACGAGAGCGAAGAACAAAGCAAUAAGGACAUACAGGACACCGAGGAGGAUGUGGCCGUCUCACUGCUGCGUGCCAAGAAUCUAUCGCUGCUGCAAAGCCAAGAAAUCUCAUCAAGCCAACAGAACUUCUUCCGCAUGCUGGACAAGAAGAUCGACGAGGGACCGGAUUAUGAUUCGGCCAGCGAGACGGAAAUUGCCUUGGAGGAGGCACGACUGAAUGCGCUGGUUCAGCAUUGGGAAAGCGCCAGCUUGACCGCCUCCAUCUGCUCCUCGGCCAGCCGAUCGCUGCAGACGACGCCCAUACGCCAGGUAGUCCAAGUUCCGCUGAAGACGCGACCGACGGCAAGCGGUGUUGCUGGUCAUUUGCUGCAGCCUUCGUCGGCCUGCAAUACGCUGACGACGACAGAGUAUCUACCUCAGCACGUCUUGGCGGGGCGACAGCAGCAGCAGCAACAACAACAACAGCAGCAACUACAACAGCAGCAGCUACAACAGCAGCAGCAACAACAGCAGCAGCAACAUCAAGCGGCCAAUCUUUACCAGCAACAGCAGCUGAUACUGUUGCCACAGCUCGAUGCCAAUCUUGUCAAUACGUCCAAUGCGAAUGCAGCGGCAGCCGCACAGCUUGCCCAGCUGCAACAGCAGCAGCAACAGCAGCUGGUCAUGUACCAGCAACAUCAGCAACAGCAACAACAACAGCAGCAGCAACAACAGCAACAACAAUUGGCUGCCUAUGGCGGACAUCUGCUAACGUUGCCGGCGGGCGCCAAACCGCAAAGCGUCAGCCCCAAGCGGUUGCUCUAUGGUGCCGUGCCCUCGCCACCGGUUAGUGCUCCUGUGCAGUACAUUGCCGCCAAUUCUCCGCUGAUGCAGACGGGCGUUACGGGUUUCCUAAAUGGCGCCGGCGCGACAGCCGGACGUGCCCCAUUGCAGUUGGCGUACUAUGGCGCUCCGAGCACUGCCCCCCAAGUUGCUGGUCAAGCAGCGACCUCUGUUCCCAUUGCCUCCGAAUCUUACGAAUCACAAACCGCUCCACACAGCCAAAGUCAGCAGCUGCAACAGCAGCAGCCGCAAUUGCAGUCGCUACAGACGUUGCAGUCGUUGCAGCCGCAAUCAUCGCAACAGCCGCUGCAACAACAGCUGCAGCAGCAACAGCAACAACAACCUCCACUCCCAACGGGCGCUUACUAUGGCGAAGUUAUGCACUCCGUGCAGUCGACGGCGCCACCAACGGAAUACAAAUUUCCGCCGGCCAUCAGUGUGCAGCGAUUGGCGCCCCAAGUGCAGCGGCAGCUGCGAGAGACGCAGGAACUCAUAAAAGACUCGUGUCCGCAGCUGUAUGCGGCGGGCUAUGGCAGCCCAGGACCACCGAUACGCAAUCCCAACAGAAAUCCAACUAGAACUAGACCCACCCUGGAGACGCAGUUCUCGCAGGAACUCUCGUGAUAUCUAUAUAUGUAAAAAGCAAGCAAAAACCGUAGCAAAAAAACAA